Molecule: messenger RNA, 6125 nt
Organism: Anopheles stephensi (Asian malaria mosquito)
Lineage: Eukaryota; Metazoa; Arthropoda; Insecta; Diptera; Culicidae
Product: mucin-5AC
Exons: 8
Coding region: 1910-4987 (1025 amino acids)
Cellular component (GO): cytoskeleton
Source: RefSeq, a predicted model, not a curated record
ACACAAUCAUUCUCGUACUAUGACUGGACGCGAGCGUGUCGAGCUCUGGGUCGCGAACGUUCGUGAGUUUGUGCAAGUAAAAACCAACAAAACAAACAUCAAACCAUGAUGUUUGUUCGCUCCGGUGUUCUGCUGCGUUGAACUUGGGUGCCAAAUUUACAAUUCUUCCCUCGAAUGUUUCCCGCUGUGAGUGUAGUUUUCGUGCGAGAAAAUUGUUUGUAAAAUUUAAACCAAAACUCCAACGUGUGUUGUACUGACAGGUAGUGUGCUUUCCAUAUUCUAAUUGGAUUACAAGGUACGGAACCUGAAUCCGUCUCACACCUGUUUGUGACCGAUUGGUUUAGUGCAAGAAGGUAACCAAUUUCGGGGCCCAAAUCGUACCCAUUUCGACACACAUUAGUGAUCGGGAUUGAGGAUCGCAGAGAGCCCCCUCCCCGACCCCAUUCUUUGCUGGCUGGCGAGAAUGAACGGUGCUGCAGAACGGGGAGGAAAAGUCCAGAAGAAACUACGGGCCACCAUUGCCAUUGCGGGAUCUGGUCGCCGACGCUUUUCCAUGUCCGAUCGAUGAAUGAUCGAUCGUGUCGCGGGGUGGAAGAGAAGAUCCCGGGUCGCAAACACCACUCUUGUGCGGUCUGUACUUGUCCACGCGAGAGUGUUUAAAUGUGUGUGUGUGUGUGUAGGUGAAUGUAUAGAAAGCUAAGAAGGUAAGGAGCGGAAGCAAAACGACAGGAAAAGAAGUGUGUGAAGGUGCAUCAAGAGUAGCCCAACAACCCACCAAGAGCAGGCAGCGUCUCCAACUCAGCCGCGUGCGAGUAAGCGAGAGUAAGAAAGCGUGUUCUGUUGUGCGUGUGUGCAAGAAGGAUAAAAAAGGGAAGCGAAAAGUAGCAGCCAAAGCUGGUUUCACCUACUGGGGUGGAUGGAAAGCGAGUGGUAAAGAAGUUUUGACCUGGCUGCUUAGAUUGGUUGGUGUGUGUCGCGUGUGUGUGUGUGUGUGUUGGUGUUGGUGCGGUUCGUCUUGCAUACGGGGCGCGGUGAGUGUGUGUAUAUGCCGCUGGUCAAGAAAAGAAGCCCAGAAGAAAGAGCGAUCGGGUUUGUUUGCCUGCGCGCAUCGAAGUCGCCGUGGCCGUUCUUGAUUGCCGUAGCGGUGUGUGCGUGUUGAGCAGAAAUCAAGCAAAAGUGGAUUCGUGAACCGCGGGACCCCAGUUCCCAGUUCCCACCCCGUGUUUUCGCCCGUUAGUGUGUGAGUGUGUCUCCUAGCAACGUUCUUAGGCGGUGGGGAGUGUAUGUGAGGUGUGUUUUGUGCAGCAGGUACGCGAAAUUAUAUCGCGAAAAGGGAGAAAACGUACGUAGCACCAACACCAACGGGUCUGGUUGACCGCCGGUGGACGGUAUAUAGCCCACGCUUGCGUUUUUCGGUGCAGCAGCAGCAGACGCAGUGGGGGUAUUGCUACUGAGCCACACCAAUCACCCCCUUACCCAUACCCUCCAGUCCACCGUGUCAAGGGUCGUGAGGGGUGUCGUGAGUUUCAACUCCUGCCCGGAAAGUCGGACUGUGUGACGUGUGCAGCAGCAGCAGAAGUAGCUAAAAGAAGAGCUUCGAACGGUAGGAAGGAAACCGGAAUCGGUGCGACGUACGAAGAGAUCGCGGAGAAGAGGCAGAAGCGGAAGAAAACAUCGAUCAGACCAGUGGGUUGGUGCAAACCAACCAAACCAAACCAGAGACCGAACGGACGCGAAAAACGGGGGCAGCAAAGAAUCACUUUGAAUGAACGGCCCGACCCGAGGUACCGUCCGUCGCCAUUAGCAACGUCAAGGCGGUAACACAAAGCGCGAGGUUGCAAAGGAAAGGUAGUCCCUACUUUGCGAAAUUAAUAAUCAUACUCCUGUUACGCGAAUUGCGAUCGUCAACAUGUUGCGAUUUCUGAGCCGCCGCAAAGGGCGCAAUGCUGCCGCCGAUACGGUCGACAGCCAGAUCAAGUCCCAGCGCAUCCCGACUAACAAGAAUUUGAUCCCGUGUCGCGUGAUACUGCUCGAUAACACGGAUCUUUCGGUGGAUCUUACGAAAAAGGCGAUGGCCAGCGAUCUGUACGAGCAGGUUUUCUAUUCUCUCGAUCUGAUCGAGAAAGAUUACUUCGGGCUACAGUUUACCGAUGCGAACAACGUGAAGCAUUGGCUGGAUCCUACCAAGGCGAUAAAGAAGCAAGUGAAAAUUGGCCCGCCAUACACAUUACGCUUGAAGGUCAAAUUUUACUCGUCGGAACCGAACACACUGCGCGAAGAGCUAACGCGGUAUCAGUUUUUCCUGCAGCUGAAGCAAGAUUUGCUGGAUGGCAGACUUGAAUGUCCCGAUCCGCAGGCGUCGGAGCUGGCUGCUUUAGCCCUACAGUCGGAACUGGGAGAUUUCGAUGAGACCGUACAUUCAGCGGCCACCGUAUCGGAGUUUCGCUUCGUGCCGAAUCAAACCGAAGAGCUGGAGAUCAUGAUACUGGAGGAGUACAAGAAAUGUCGAGGUCUAACGCCCGCCCAAGCGGAAACGAGUUUCCUCAACAAAGUCAAAUGGUUGGAUAUGUACGGUGUCGAUAUGCAUACCGUUUUGGGUAAAGACGGUUGCGAGUAUCAUCUCGGUCUGACGCCGACUGGAAUCCUCGUGUUCGAGGGAAUUCAGAAGAUCGGUUUGUUCUUCUGGCCCAAAAUCGGAAAGCUGGACUUUAAGAAGAAGAAGCUCACGCUGGUUGUCGUGGAAGACGACGAUCAUGGACGUGAGCAGGAGCACACGUUCGUGUUUCGGCUACACAACGAGAAAGCCUGCAAGCAUCUGUGGAAGUGUGCGGUCGAGCAUCAUGCCUUCUUCCGGUUGCGGGCACCGGUGAAAGGGCCGUCCGCACGGCAGAACUUUUUUCGAAUGGGCUCCCGGUUCCGGUAUUCGGGCAAGACGGAGUUUCAGACCACGCAGCAAAAUCGUGCCCGGCGGACGGUGCAGUUUGAGAGGCGACCAUCGCAACGCUUCGCCCGCCGUCAGUCGCACGUGCUCCGCGAGCGCCAAAAGCAGCAAGCACCACCGCCAUCAUCGUCCACGGCCGAUCUGCUACACCAGCAGCAGUCUGCCGGUCACGCUAUCAACAUCGCCACCACCGCCAGCUGUUCUUCCGCCGAUGAGGGUCAGCAUUCCACCUCCGGCACAUCGACUCCAUCCGCGAACACGGUGAUACACAACCAUAUGCCGGGUUCGGGCAGCAGCACCUCGGACAUUGGUGGCGCGGGCUUACUGUCGGUGGGGCUGAUGAAUGGCAAUCUACCGUCGCUCAGUUCGAACAAAUCCAUUUCGUCUAGUGAAGAUGUGGCGUACGGCAGUAAGGUCGGUUCCUUCGGUAAGGCGGGUCUGUCUCAUCUGCCCAGCAGCCGGUUUGAUGACGGUGGAAAGCUUCCUGCCAUUGAGCAUGAAAUGAGCACCUUUGGACGGUUUGCCGGUGGUGGGGGAGCCGCCCAUCAUCACGGUGGUUCGUUUGGGAAGGCGUCGAUAAGCUCCGGAUUUAGCAUUCACACCACAACCUCGUCCGAUCGGGAUAGUCAGAUCGAUACGCUGCUGAAAACGAUCGCCAAGGACCCAUCGCCCUCGUUGCACGGUGUCGAGCUGAACGAUGCUAGUAGCUUUAAGAUCACAAUCAACAAGACUUCCGAGCUAGAGACUAACAACGACACGCUAAAGAAGCUGGCAACGUCACCCCACGCGGAAAAGCCGAACAAUCAGAUCAAACUGUCGAACAGUGCGGCGGCUGCUGCGGGUGGUGGCGUACCAUUGCCACCAGGGCAAAUCAAGUGCAAUAUAUUGAAGGCACGCGUUGAGGAAGAAUUGCAUCCGAAGCUUACUAAUCAUCAGCUGUACGUGCCGAGCCAGCCACUACACGAGGGUCCGGAGUCGUUGAAUGCAGCAACAUUCGUGUCGGUGGGUGGCGACAAGCUAACAUUAAAUCUAACCGGCACGACGACCAUACCUACGGGUGGUAGUAGCCAUACUACGAUUACGACCAUGAUUGCCUCACCGAAAGCACCGACCCGCACGGCUACAUCGCCAACAGGAGGAGCGGGUGGCAGUAGCAGCUGUUUCCUACCGGGCCAACCGGUAACGACAGUAACCGCAGCUUCUGGCGGUGGUGGCCUGGCAGGAGGACCAAGCCCGAUGAGCACAGUCGAAUCGCCCACACUGCCCUUUACGAACGGGAUCGCCGCUCUACCGGCACCAUCCCUUACGACCGACACCGUCACGGUAACACACUUCUCCGAGCAGAAAGGUGGCAUAGUGGAGAAGAUCAGUGUACCAACGCAUUCGCCCACAUCGUCACCACUCGGCGGAUCGUUGGUUACGGUGGAUGCGAACGGAACCGCGGCAGAAUCGGACAUCGACAAAAUGCUGCUCGCCGCUCCACUGCGAAACAAUGCGAACAAUCCGUUCUUAAACAUGUCCAACCCAUCGUCACCGGUGCAACCGAAAUCGACCAACCCGUUCCACAACCUUUCGAGCGCAUCCUGUUCACCUCCACCUGCCGGUGGGCAGGUCGAGGACGAGCAGAAUCUAUUAACCGAUGCGUUAUCUGAAGCUGGUGGAGAAAAGGUUAAGCCAGCGGUCGCUACCUCGGUGACCGAGUUUAAGAACAGUAACCCUUUCAAGAUGGAUGAAGCCGAAUUGCUUGUUAGCGAGCUGAAAGCGUCCGUAAGCAAUGGCGAAACGCGCCAAGGAUCGACGGGAAUGACCGCCGAGCGAGAUAUGAUUGAUAGUAACGGGGUGGCAACGACUACCACCACUACCGCGGUCAUCUCGAGUGGCACUGCAAGUGCUGCAACGUUGAAGGAUCGUAUGAAGGAGAAUAUCAAACCCUCACCGAUGGACAACAUAUCGCCCUGGUUAGUGUCGUCCGAUGUGGUCACUGGUCCGACCAAGCCCAAGGAGGCAACCAUUAUUCGCAAAUCCGUCAUUACAACGCAGUUGUAACGAAUAAUCGCUAGCAGUGGUUCGAUGUUAGUGUUAGGCGCCGAAUUUUAUAUGUGCAUGUAUAAGAAGGCAAACACCACAUUCCUGUCAUUUAUGUGUAGGUUUUUAAACGAUCGAUCGGCAUAUUUGUACUGGAUUUGCGCUAGUUCAUCAGAUGAGAGGCAAAACGGAUGUACUUAAUGUGUGGUGACUGAUGCGCCUCAUAAGGGAUCAAAAGUAGGGCAAGGGUGCUUGUUUUUUUUUGGAAAUAAUUAAAAGACUUGUUGCAAUGAUGUCUACGCUGUGUGCUUUGUGGGCCGGCAAUAAAAAAGGCGAAACGAAACGAAAAAUCAUCAAGGGGCAACUGCACUAGUAUUACAUGUGAUCUCAGUACAUUCCACUGGUGGGGACGGGAAUACGGACACGGGGGUCCGGUUCGUUUCCUCUUUUGGGCUGAAUUGCACACUCGUCCCUCACCCGCAAACGCCUCCUAGCUACUGAACAGUAUGACACUAUACAACGAAUUUUAAACAUUAGCGAUAGUUAGGAAGGGAUGGCCCGUUUGAGUGACACUCUCCAUUCGGCAAUGAGCGCCCAGGAUGGAAGCAACUGUCUACCUUCGGUUGUCUUUGCUUUUGUAUUUGCUACCUAUAUUUAAUGUGGCCAAAACGAGAGCGGUAAAAUGGGCGGUGAAUGUAUAGUAUUUUUGUUGCAACGAUAUGCCACCUGGUUUUUGGGGGAGAGGCAUUCAACAAGUGACCUUAUACAAUAAGUAAUGGUAAAACGCAAGGGGAAGAAGAAAGUGGAUUGAAGAGCACACUGUGCAUGCAUUUGAAAUGUUUUCAGUAUAUUAUUUGCUCGGGCUUAUUUCGUACGUACAUGUGUAAGUAGUAGCUGCAAUGUUGAGCGAAGAAGCGAGAAGCUGGUUAGGUUAAGAGCUAUGCAAACUCGGUUUGAAACGAUAAUUAAUCAAAACUACAUAGUAACUAUGUGUGCGUGUGUGCCUCGGUUGUGGCUGAGCUGAGCGUGUGAGUGAGCUGAUGAUGAUGAAAAUGCUGCUAGAAAGUAGGGAUGGAUGGAUUUUUUAAUACCUGAAGGAACUGUUCGUGGAAGAGAAUUUAUUCGAGUUGUUGAAUAAAAACCCCUGUAUAAGUUAUAA